Messenger RNA from Chaetomium strumarium, 1267 nucleotides. RefSeq names its product signal recognition particle 9 kDa protein-domain-containing protein. Bases 376 to 945 code for a protein of 189 amino acids. Gene Ontology annotation, biological process: SRP-dependent cotranslational protein targeting to membrane. The record is from RefSeq and is a predicted model, not a curated record. The transcript is spliced from 3 exons. Gene Ontology annotation, cellular component: signal recognition particle, endoplasmic reticulum targeting. NCBI's taxonomy places the organism in Eukaryota, Fungi, Ascomycota, Sordariomycetes, Sordariales, Chaetomiaceae.
CAUCUCAAAAACAACACACACUACCCACCCUUAGUUGGCGAAGCACUUGCACACCGUGACAUGAACGUGAAUUCCCCGAUACAAGACUCCUUCGGAGGUUGCGGUUAAGAUUCGCUGCGAAGCUACUUCGUACACCACACUCCGAAUCUCAGCAAUCACCGCACGACGGAUCAAGAGAGACUCCAGCAAGCUCAAUAUUGCAGCUGGGUUCCGCGUCUCGCCAACGUUCACCCACAAACUCCGGGCCCUCGAAGGCGCAACAAGACCAAUCCCCCCAAUCGCUACGACAAACCCCAUAUGCAGUAGAGCAACACGUGCUCUCGCUCAACCCUCGACUACCCUAAUCCAAAACCACCCUCGAGCGGGCGCCUUAAGAUGCCGUACUACGGCAAGUCCGAAGACUGGCUACACCAGUCCGCCCUCCUUCUCCAAGCGCGACCAGCGACAACGCGAAUCACAACACGAUACCACAUCAAACCAGCCCGGCGCAUGCCCAAGUCCGCCAAAGCCGAAGAAGCGGGAGCUGCGGCGAACCCACCACAACCAGAAGAAACAGCACAGCAACAACAACAAGAAGAAGAAAAGCCGCCGCGCGGCCACCUCGUGCUCAAGACGUACGACCCGGCCAGCGGCGUGACACUGAAGUACAAGACCUCCAAGGCGGCCGAGGUCACCAGGCUGGUGCAGAUGCUGGGGACGCUGGGACGGAGGAUGGCGGGUGUGGCUGUUGAGACGACACCUGCGGCGACGAGCGGUGGUGGUGCUGGUGGUGACGAGGUAGUGAUGGGGGAGGCUCCACCUGUCGGCGGUGGUGAAAGCGAAGCGGCCGCCGCGGGUGGUGGCGGGAGUGGGGCUCAGACGCCGACUCCAGCGGCUGGAGCCGGAUCGGGAGCGGGAGCGGGAGGUGGAGGCGGCAAGGGGAAGAAGAAGAAGGGGAAGAGGUGAAGUUGUCUUUGCGUGCUGGGGAGAUGGUUUGGCAAUGGGUUGAGAAGCGCGAGCUGGGUAUAGACCAUCUGAAGGGCAUGGCCUCGGGGUAACUUGGCGUUGACGUCAAGAAACAUCUGCAAUGAGGGAGCCAACGGGUGUGGUGAUAUUACGCCUUUAUCAUCUAUAAGUAGGCUCUUGUCGUGGGAGUCAUCACAAUAGACGGCACAAUACCAAGCCAUCCUCGAGCAUGAGGCAUCCUCAUAGUACACAGAGACCACCGAAUCUGACCACCCGAUUUACACACCAAGAGACUCUCCAGCAAUCAGUCCAGAAUUUUUGA